This is a messenger RNA of Benincasa hispida (wax gourd), 2181 nucleotides long. RefSeq lists its product as uncharacterized. NCBI's taxonomy places the organism in Eukaryota, Viridiplantae, Streptophyta, Magnoliopsida, Cucurbitales, Cucurbitaceae. The record is from RefSeq and is a predicted model, not a curated record.
AUUUGUGUCUUGUUUCGUUUUAACAUUUCAUUCAUCAAGCUUGUUACCGUUGAACGGAUCAAAGUUUCUUAGGGUCAACGAAUCAACCAUCAAAUUCCGUCUUCCCAAUGGAAGAAUCGGAGAACAAUUGAUGAAACCAUAGACAAAGAUCAAAAGCCCUUUCAAUGGCGUCACUAGCAACGCAUCUCUCCUCCUCCCUCUUCCUCGUUCCCAUCGGCGUUCGUCGGCUCCUCUGUUCGUCCUCCAUCUACCUCAAAAACCCAUCUCUUUACCGAUCAAAAACCUGGUACUUAUCAGAACCCAAAUGGAAAAAUUUCGAUUUAUAUUCACUCAUCCUCCUCCUCCCCAUCGCCGCCUUCUCUGAAAUUUUCCUUUUCCUUGCAUUUUCCGGAAACCCCACUUACAGAUUCGCUUUCUCCCAACAAUCAGUGGCCAUUUUCUUGUUCUGGGCACUCGCCAUUCUCAUCAUUUUGAGGGAAAAUGUCGACCCUCUUCUUGUAAGUGAGAGUUGCAUCUUCGUUUUUGCUGGAAUCGCUUUUCUUAUUGAGUAUUCUGUAAUUGGCAAAGGGAUUACUGGUCUUGGUGGUGCUUUUUAUCAAAUCUCUGGAGGAUUAACCCUUCUUUGUGCUUGUUGCUGCUUGUAUUUGUCUAUGAAACCAUCUGCAUUUUUCGCCGAAUUUCUACUUUCCUCUGGUUUAACGUUUAAGGGUACAUGGCUGUUUCAAGUUGGGUUGUCUUUGUAUACCAAUGCAUUUGCUUUGAAGGGUUGUCGUGCAAUGUUAGUCUUGCCUGCUACUGGAGAUGCUUUUGUACAUUGUGAGCUUGAGGAAGAUGGUCUACGGGGCAUUGCUUUGAUGAAUUUAAUUUUCAUUGGCCAUGCUGUUUUAGUUUUGAUCUUGGGUUUAGGUUUGAUUUGCUUAUUGUCAAGCAACAGGAAGUUUCGGUUCGGCGAGGGGAAUGGCCCAUUGUUGGCUGAGCUUGGACCAGAGACGAUGCUGAUUCGCUCAUCCCCCGAGAUUGAAAUGGAGUGAAGUUGAUCAUAAUUUUGGCGGGCAGUUUAGUAUGAAGAAAAUCUUCAUCUCGCUAUGGGCAUGUAAUGAUGGCCUCUAAUGGAUAGCUGCAAUUGGUUCUGCUGUGUUACUUUUGUUUCCAAAAAUGCAUGUUGUUGCUUAAGGUUUGAUGUGAGGAACAUUAAGGUGUUCCUCAACAACUGUAUUGGUAAAUAUGAAUUUAAAAGGUUAGAUUAUUUUUGGCAUAUGGACCAGACUUCCUUGGUAGCCUCUAAUCACUGGUGGUUGCGGCUGGGCUGGUAUCUUCUAACACUAUGUUUUCCUUGGAAUUUGUAUCAUUCAUUAUUUUUUCCCUUCUCACCAUAUACAUAAACAAUUGUCUGUAUACUGUGUAGCCAAGUGUAGAGCGGAUAACUUUAUCCAAUAUUAGUUUACUUGGUACUAGCAGCUUUAUCUCCGAAUUUCCCAUCUCAGUAGGAACUUUCUAAAGAAAUAGCUUAGUAGCCACACAAGCUGUGUAUGAGUAUGAUUUUAGGCAUGAUGCAUUCCCUUUGGCUAAAUGUCACGAAUGGAAAGUAGAGAAUAGGUGGUAUAACCAAUUCAGUAUGUUGUCUUUGUUGUAGAAGGAAAUUUGACCUAAUCUUGUUCCAUAUCCAAAGUUUGCAUCUCUCAUUUCAUCCAAAUAGUUUGAUUUGAGCAGACAUGGCCCUGAUUUGUCGCUGCAUCGACUGUGCUAGCCAAUGUUUUAUAACUAUAAACAGUGUUUUGAGUUGCGAAUAUUAUUUCUGGAAUUCAUUUCCAAAAGUAGAAUAAAAAAUAUCUUGUACUUCUCAAAGUUGUGUGUUUGAUGAGAAACUCGAUUGAUCAAAAUCAGUGUGGCUGAUCAUGCUAACUAACAGAAUAAUAGUAAAGAUCAAAAUCAAAGUUGUGUGUUUGUAAUGCUUUUCUGAGUUCGUUGUCUGUAAAGUUAUGGGGGUAGUUUCAACUGUGAUAGACUCCUUUCGAACUCCCCAUAGUUCUAUAUUUCUUUGAUGCGUUGAUGGUGUUUCAUUUCUUGGUGUUCACAUACUGCGUUUUAUGUAGACUUCUGGUAAUAAAAUUUGUUCGUUGCAUACUUCAGUUGGCAUUUUUUUCUGUCAAAGAUCAGAUGAGGAACAAGUAACCAAACUUC